CUCCGCCGACAGCCGCGCCGCCGCCAAAUGACGGUGUUCCGGGGCCCUCCCGGGCGCCCCUCCGCCCUCGUGAGCUGGUGGAGGAGGCGCCCGCCGCUGGGCUUCGCCGCCAAGGUCUCGAUCGCCAUCGCGCUCGGCCUCUCCUUCGUCAUCACAUGGACCACGCUCUCCCCAACCUCCUCCUCCCAGCAGAUCUCCACCGAGCGCACCUACUUCGCCGCCGACAUCGCCGACCCGCCACCCACCUCCCGCAACAACGCCACCAGCACCAGCGGCGGCCACAGGAAGAAGCCCAGCCCCCGCGGCCACAGGAAGCGCCAUGCUCCAGCCAGAUCCCACCGCCCCAAUGCCACCCCCUCGCCGGACGCCGCCGCGGCGAAGGCCAAUCGCACGGAGCCGGAUUCGAUGCCCGAGCAAGAAUCCAAUGAGAAUGAGAGAGAGCCGGCGUCGGAGUGGGAGACAGAGCCGGGGGAGGAGCAAGAGCAGGAGCAGGAGCCGGAAUUUGCCGUGCCAGAGGAGAACGUGGAGAACAACGGGAAGGCGCCUAAGGAGGAGGAGGACGGGAAGGCGCCGGAGCUGGAAUUGGGCGACGAUUCGAGCGAGCUAGACGGCGACGACGAUGAUUUCGCGGAGACGGCCAAGAGCAAGGAUUCAAAGAAGAAGAAGAAGCUGCCGCCGUUGUUCAGCCCGGCCGCGCAUUACCACUGGAAGCUCUGCAGCGCCAAGAGCGGCCACCACUAUACCCCUUGCGUCGAUUUCGAUGGGGAUGGGAGCCAGCGGCACCACGAGCGGAGCUGCCCGAGGUCCCCCGUGACGUGCCUGGUGUCACUGCCCAAGGAGUAUAAGCUGCCGGCUCCAUGGCCGGAGAGGAAGGAGAAGAUUUGGUAUGGUAAUGUUGGACAUCCUAGGUUGUCAAGUUAUGUUAAGGACAACAGUUGGCUCAAUCGGACCGGUGAACACCUGGUGUUCCCGGCUAAGGAAUCGGAGUUCAAAGGUGGCGCGAAACAUUAUAUUGAAACAAUCGACGAGAUGGUACCUGAUAUUGACUGGGGUAAAAAUAUUCGCAUAGCAUUGGACAUUGGAUGCAAAAGUGCUGGAUUUGGAGUAGCUCUUCUUGAAAAGGAUGUGAUUACGCUAUCAUUAGGCCUUACAAAUGACCAAACAGACCUUGCACAAGUUGCCCUGGAACGUGGCAUCCCUGCAACAAUUGGUAGUCUGGGAUCAAGAAGAUUACCCUUUCCUAGUGGUUCAUUUGAUGUUAUCCACUGCAGUGAAUGCAACAUACCGUGGCAUUCUAAUGGUGGAAAGCUUCUCCUAGAGAUGAAUAGGAUCCUUCGCCCAGGAGGAUACUUCGUUAUAUCGAGCAGACAUGGUGACCUCGAGAGUGAAGAAGGAAUAUCGGCUUCAAUGACUGCGGUAUGUUGGAACACAAUAGCUUACAGUAGUGAUGAUGUCAGCGAGCUUGGAGUAAAGAUAUUUCAGCGACCAGCCUCAAACGAGGAGUAUGAUCUGAGAGCAAAAAAAGAUCCACCGUUCUGCAAGGAAGCUCAAAACAAAGCUACUGCAUGGUAUAAUCCAAUCAAGCAUUGCCUGCACAAAGCUCCUGCUGGUAUUGAAGAAAGAGGCAGUGACUGGCCUGAAGAGUGGCCCAAGAGGCUUGAGACUUUUCCUGAUUGGCUUGGGGACUUGCAAACAAGGGUGGCUGCUGAUCAUAGCCAUUGGAAGGCCGUUGUUGAGAAAUCAUAUCUGGAUGGUUUGGGUAUUAACUGGACAAAUAUCCGAAACGUACUGGAUAUGAAAGCUGUAUAUGGAGGAUUUGCUGCGGCUUUGUCAUCUGAAAAAGUUUGGGUCAUGAAUGUUGUUCCUGUGCAUGCUCCAGACACCCUACCUGUCAUCUUUGAGCGCGGGCUCAUUGGUGUUUACCAUGAUUGGUGCGAGCCAUUUAGCACAUAUCCACGGUCCUAUGAUCUUCUCCACGCUGACCAUUUGUUCUCACGCUUGAAGAACAGAUGUAAGGAACCAGUCACGAUUUUGGUCGAGAUGGACCGGAUUCUGAGACCCGGAGGCUGGGCCAUCAUCCGGGAAAAACUCGAGAUUCUUGACCCACUGGAGGCGAUUUUGAAAUCGCUACAUUGGGAAAUCGUGAUGACCUUCAGAAAGGAUAAGGAGGGCAUCAUGUCUGUGAAGAAAACAACGUGGCGGCCAUGAGCUGAUCUGUCGGGUCACACACACGAAUUUUUGAAGUGGUACAGUUGUUGAUAUGGGAAAAGGACACGUGAUUUGUUCAUUCGUUGCCUCACACGACCAUCUACUGCCUGAGUUUGAGCACACGACUGUUGGCAGGUGGCUUUUGGUGUUCCACCUGCCAGUUUGUCUUCAGCAGCAUCCAGUUCUAUGUUCAGACAAAAGAUUCCCUAGAACCUGAGUCUUGGAUUGUGUAAAGAGGGCUGAGGGGUGAACUUGCUGUCUCAGAACAAUGUAACGAUGUGUAAAGGAUGUAGAGUCUAGGGUAUGUGUAAAUGAUGUAACAUUGUACCAAUGUACGCAGGAUGUAAGCAAUUGUUUGGUGUUUCUGAAAGAUGUAACAACAUGUAAAGAUUGAGUAUUUGGAUACAUGUCAAGUGUUCUUGGAU
Messenger RNA from Lolium rigidum, 2633 nucleotides. RefSeq names its product probable methyltransferase PMT28. NCBI's taxonomy places the organism in Eukaryota, Viridiplantae, Streptophyta, Magnoliopsida, Poales, Poaceae. The transcript has 8 exons. The coding region runs from base 28 to 2208 and encodes 726 amino acids. The record is from RefSeq and is a predicted model, not a curated record. Gene Ontology annotation, molecular function: methyltransferase activity. Gene Ontology annotation, cellular component: cytoplasm; endosome; trans-Golgi network.